Botrytis cinerea B05.10 is the source of this 2333-nucleotide messenger RNA. RefSeq lists its product as hypothetical. The coding region runs from base 165 to 2147 and encodes 660 amino acids. The transcript is spliced from 3 exons. NCBI's taxonomy places the organism in Eukaryota, Fungi, Ascomycota, Leotiomycetes, Helotiales, Sclerotiniaceae. The record is from RefSeq and is a predicted model, not a curated record.
GGGGUAGAAGCUGACGUCGCCAUUCUUCAUUCUCAUUCUUCGCGCCAACGUUGUCAGGCGUCGACAUGUGCCUUACAGUGAUCGUGAGUCUGUGAACAUACUCUCAAUAUCUGGCUACAAUUAAUCGACUAUUUCCAUUUGGUGGCUCAUAGCCAAUUGCCAGUAUGUCCGGAAUUGAGAUUGCAGGAUUGGUCCUCGGUGGCUUCCCUCUCUUAGUUUCUGCUGCUGAGCACUACAAAGAAGGCUGGGAGCCUUUGAUGAGAUGGAAAAGAUUUCGCACCGAGUUCCUACGCUUCAUCGAUGCUAUCGAUAUUGAGAAACAAUUGUUCGAUCAGAUGCUGGAGCGAUUUCUUAUCUCGGCCGAAGUUUCCCAGGAUGAACUACAACAUUUUCUUACGGACCCGAACUACCAUGGAUGGCACCGAGAAGAUUUAGCUAUGACCUUGAAGUCGCGCUUAGGUAAUUCCUAUGGGGCAUUUGUGGGUUCAAUCAGGACCAUGAAUGAACUCAUGGCAGAACUGGAAAGCAUGUUGUCGUUGAAAGAUGGAAAGUUUGACUGGGCGGAUGAGGGAGCCAGUAGCUGGGACUAUCAACUGAAAAGGAUUCGGCAUAGCUUUAGUAAACGAGGCACGAUAACCAUCGAGACCCUCGAAAAGCACAAUCGGAAACUUCGGGAGCUGCUCGACUCAACUGACAAACUAGACAGUAUGAAGUCCGCCAAGAGAGAUACGGCUUUAGCAAAUAUAUUUGGAUGCAUAAGAAGGCACGCGCAAAGCCUGCACACGGCUCUCAAAGACGGUUGGAACUGUGAUUGUCAAGAGCCUCACAAAGUCUCUCUUCGGUUACAGCAACGUACCACGGGAGAAUGGUCAUCGUUGUUCAACCUGUUAUUCGAAUAUCCGAAAGACGUCAAAGGGGUUGCACACGCCCCUCAUGAGUGGCGGGAGCUAGUUGUUAGUGCAAAACCAGCCAAUACACAAAUAAAUAGCCAUGUUGACCAUUUUCUGCACCCUUCUGCAGCACUCGUUGGUCGGGAGAAAUUGCGGCAAAAUUUCGAGCCAAAGUCAACCCCAGAGGUAAACAUCACUACUAAUCCAAUACUUAUUCCCAUAUCUCCUUCUUCCUCUACAGUAUCACAAUCGAGCUCUCGGGGAUCGCCCUCGAGUAAUCACUCAACAGCACUCGCAUCUGUUUCGACAAACGUGAUUAUAGAGGAAAGUCAUGCAAAAAAAUGGCUAUCAGGAAUCAAAUCAAAAGUGAGAAAAUCCGUCACGAUUCAUAUGCCCCAUGAGACUAUGAAUUCUACGCCACUUGCGCCAGAAAUAGACCUUUGUGUCCAAACUGGUUCAUUCGCCUCACUUUCGAUUCCACAAAGUCUCGCAGUCCCAAACGAUAUCAAAAUCAACGACUUGUGCAAAGUUAUUUACGAUUCCAGAGGCACAUCUAACUGUUACUUGGGGUACCUGUCCGACGAGCAUCAAAAUUCCCACGAAUUUCGCAUCCUUGAAGAUAACCCCGUAGCUCGUGGCCUUUGUGAACAGAAUUUCAUUAGCCUUGAAACUAUUCUUUCAAAGCCCGAUAAAGUCUCUCCUCUCAACCGGUAUGAGCGAUACAAAAUUGCAUACAUACUGGCUUCUUCAUUACUACAGCUUCAAAAUGCUCCUUGGCUUACUAGCAACCUGCAAAAGCGGCAUAUCCUCUUUCCAUGCGAUUGGAACAACCACAAAAUUCUGAUUGACCAGCCACAUCUCCCCCACUCCUUUCUCUCCACAAAAUCCCAAUCAAUAAUACCAGUACAAACUCCAAACUUUAGCAGUCCUACUACCACGGUCAAAAAAUCACUCAGUGAUCUCGGCAUUGUAUUACUCGAGCUAUGUUUCGGGCAACGCAUCGAGGAGCAAUCGAUCCGGCAAGAAUUUCUCGUCGAUGGCAAAGAGCAUGCACGCACGAACUAUCUCACUGCUCUAGAGUGGGCCGACGCGGUAUAUGAACAAGAACCAGCAUUGGAACAUGUUAUCAAAUGUUGCAUGUUUUGUAUCUUCGAAGAAAAAGCGAAUUGGGAUAACCUGAAGUUUACACAAGCUGUGUAUGCAAGUGUGGUUGAGCCGUUGGAGAAGAUAGUCAAUAGCUGGCCAAAUUCAUCUUGAGAUACGACUGAAGACGCUUUGAAACAACAAAUUUAUGAGAAAUCUCUCGUUUGUUAAGAAACUUAAUUUUAUAUAUAAUGCUGCGACACGAGUGAAUGUGCGAAUGUGAGUGCACAAGCGUAUUCUAUAUAGCUCUCGUAGCUCUGGACCUAGGAUGAUAGAUACAAUACAAUACAAUACAAUACA